Molecule: messenger RNA, 1671 nt
Organism: Haliotis rubra (blacklip abalone)
Lineage: Eukaryota; Metazoa; Mollusca; Gastropoda; Lepetellida; Haliotidae
Exons: 11
Coding region: 190-1311 (373 amino acids)
Source: RefSeq, a predicted model, not a curated record
UGGUCUCGACAGCCAUGAUGAUACACUUCCUCGUUGAUGUGUAGCCGACACUGAAUCAUUCCGCCCUGUUCAACGAGAAUGUAGAACACCACACUAAAUUAUCCUUGUAGCUCAUAUAUACGACAUUCAUGCGUGGGAUAUAACGGAGUUGGGCGUGUUGAUAUUUCCGAGAAAGUGAGCAACCCUGGGAUGUGGAUUGCGAAUCUUGCAGUUUUCUGUCUCGUGCUUGUGAGUCAGUCAUACAGUACACUUCAUCUUAAAGGCGCCAGGUACAAAUCUCACCGUUCAAACCGGAUCGAUUUGCUUUGUUCAAACGACGGAUGGAGACCCAAGUUUUUGUACUAUUGGAAACUGAAUAACACAAUAGUACUUAAGACAGUGCUUUUUCGAGCCCUCUAUAAAGAUCUCCAGUUUAUUGACAAAGUACGAGUAUACACAGGCUGGAAUGAUCAUUAUGUAUACAUCCAAGAAUCCUCAUCCAUGUCUGACAGUUAUAAAUGGCAAUGUGGCGAUGAUGAUGAUGAUGAUGAUGGGGACUGGAGCAACGAAAUCUGUCUGCCAGGUGGCACGCCCAGUGGGAAAGUCACAGAACUCAUGAUGACCGUCAGCGGGAACCUAACAUUUACAGUCCAGCCGUCGACAGGAAUUGUUGAGGGCAGCAACUUUACAAUGAGCUGCCGUUUGGAUGCUGAGAAUGCUACUCUCCUGUCGCAGUCAGAGGACUUCGAAAUGGUCUGGAUCCGAAACGAUACCAUGUUUGCGGUGACGUUUCAGAACGGAACGCUUUUGCUGGUUGAUCCUGAGGAAGGAAACAGAACAGCAGUCGUCAGUCACUACGUCAGCGUCAACAGCAGUGAGCACAUCGUCACACUGGUUGCAAGACCUCACCUGCAGUCCACGUGGUCCUGUCGCAAUCAUCUGGUAGAUCAACCUAGCAACUCCUUCGACAUCGUUAUGGAGACUGGUGCUCCUGUUACCACGGUGUCCCCUCUUGCAGGCUCACCUAAUACCGACACCAACGUCUUGUACAUCGCCAUUGGUUGCAGCGUUGUUGUAGUCGUACUCGCUGCCGUCAUCCUUGUUGUGGCUGUACAGAGAAAGAGGAAGUCAAACACACUAGAAGAGCAAAAUAAAGCCGUUGCUGAAAGCUCAACUGGAUCGAGUCGAGGAGACAAAAUAGAAAUGAUGGACAAUAUUCUCUAUGAAUCAGGCGCAAUGGACAAAGAUCAAGACGGCGAUGAAAAAGUGAUGAUGGAAAACACCCUUUAUGUCGGCGCUGAUGAGGACGACAGCCCAACAACUGCUGUAUGAUCAACACAACAAAAUUAGGAAAACUACAAUUCGUUGUUAUGAAUUUAAUUUACCUUAGUAAUGUUUCCACAUUCUGUGAGAACUGGUCAACCGAUGCACAUUGAUACCAGGGUCGUCGAAUUUUAUUCCACAGAUAUAAUUCGCUAUGAAUGAUCCUGAAUUUGAGGGCACAGAUCAUACAGACCAUCUUAUACUUUCUUGUGAUAAAUAUGUUUUGUCGUGUUUAAAACCGGAACCCUGUUUGCUUUGUACAGCUCGUAGUUGUCAAUCUUAGUUACGAACAGCAUCACCACAUGUUUCUUCAGACCCGUGAAGGUCCGGGAUAGAAUGAACCUUCAGUAACCCAUGCUUGUCGUAAGA